Lactuca virosa is the source of this 870-nucleotide messenger RNA. The record is from the annotation of a GenBank genome assembly. NCBI's taxonomy places the organism in Eukaryota, Viridiplantae, Streptophyta, Magnoliopsida, Asterales, Asteraceae.
AUGCUAAUCCGAAGGUUUUGUGCCUCUAUCCCCCAUUUCAAUCUCAGCCCAGUUUCUCUUACGAAAAAACCCGCCAACCAUCUCGUCGUCUUCAACAAAUUCACUCCACGAACACUAAAUUCCCAAAACCCCAAGUCAAUUUGUAGUAUGGGUGAAUCCCGGAGACCCGCAGCCGUCCCAAUUCCGGCAGUGGAAACCGCCGACCGAAUGGAGUUGUACCGCGCUCUGGAAACAUCUGUAGGUUCAUCGUUCAGUUUAGAGCCAUUAGCUCCAAAGCCAAGACCUCUGAUCGUAGUAAUCAGUGGGCCUAGUGGUGUGGGGAAAGACUGUUUGAUAAAAAGACUGAGAGAAGUUCGAGAAAACAUCCACUUUGUUGUUACAGCAACGAGCAGGCCUAUGAGAGAAGGUGAAGUUAAUGGAAAAGAUUACUUUUUUGUUAGUAAAGAAGAGUUCUUAACAAUGGUAGAAAACGAUGAGCUUUUAGAGUAUGCAUUAGUGUAUGGGGAUUACAAAGGGAUACCAAAACAGCAGAUUAGGGAUUACAUGGCAAAAGGGCAUGACAUUAUAUUGAGAGUAGACAUACAGGGUGCUGCUACUUUAAGAAAGAUUCUUGGGGAUUCUGCUGUGUUCUUGUUUCUUGUGGCUGAAAGUGAGAGUGAGUUGGUGAUGAGGUUGAUUGACAGGAAGACAGAGAGUAAGGAAGCAUUGCUGGUGAGGGUUGCUACAGCUAAAGAAGAGUUGAAGCAGAUGAAGAAUUUUGAUUAUGUGGUUGUGAAUGCUGAAGGGAAGUUAGAGAAUUGUGUUAAAAUGGUGGAGUCGAUCAUGGAUGCAGAAAAAGCUAAAGUGUGGCAAAAGAGAGCAAUGAUGUAG